Monopterus albus (swamp eel) is the source of this 1131-nucleotide messenger RNA. It is a transcript of the gene ccs, whose product is annotated as copper chaperone for superoxide dismutase. The record is from RefSeq and is a predicted model, not a curated record. Gene Ontology annotation, molecular function: copper ion binding. The coding region runs from base 107 to 919 and encodes 270 amino acids. Gene Ontology annotation, biological process: superoxide metabolic process. NCBI's taxonomy places the organism in Eukaryota, Metazoa, Chordata, Actinopteri, Synbranchiformes, Synbranchidae. The transcript has 9 exons.
CCUCCUUUCCCGCAGCCUCUUGCUGGUUCAUUCUGCUUGCCAUGUCUGUUCAUGACACCCUGCCUGUUCACUUGUCAGCUGCCAGGCGGCGACGUGCUGGGUCAUAAUGGACACACAGAGGCCAACCAAGUUGGAGUUUGCAGUGCAGAUGACAUGUGAGCGAUGCGCAAAUAAAGUCAGAGCUGCGUUGGAGGGUAAACCAGGAGUGAAGUCUGUCAGUAUUGAUGUCGGUAAAGAGCAGGUGUUGGUGGAAUCUGCUCUGACCAGUGCAGAGGUGCAGACUCUGAUAGAAAGCACUGGACGCAGGGCUGUGCUGAAAGGCUUCGGAGGGUCGGAGCAAGACCUGGUUUCAGCAGUGGCCAUGCUGUCUGGUCCGGGAACAGUCCAGGGGGUGGUGCGUUUCCUGCAGCUGGCUGAGGAGCGCUGCCUGAUCGAUGGCACCAUUGAUGGGCUGGAGCCUGGACCCCACGGCCUCCAUGUCCACACCUUAGGGGACCUCACGCUAGGCUGCCUCAGUUGUGGAGAGCACUUUAACCCCUUUGGAAGACAACAUGGCGGUCCAGGGGACUCUGAAAGGCAUGUAGGUGAUCUGGGAAAUAUUGUUGCUGGACCAGAUGGCAGAGCCUCAUUUAGACUAGAAGACAGCCAACUAAAGGUUUGGGACGUGAUUGGCCGAUCGCUGGUAGUGGAUACGGAGGAGGACGACCUGGGUCGAGGGGGUCACAUUCUUUCCAAACAAACUGGAAACUCAGGGGAAAGGCUGGCCUGUGGGAUCAUUGCAAGGUCUGCAAGCCUUUUCCAGAAUCCCAAACAGAUUUGUACCUGCGACGGGGUCACACUCUGGGAGGAGAGAGACAGGCCGAUAGCCGGGAAAGGCCGAAGCAAGGCUGACACGGACACGCCAUCAGCACACCUCUGAACCUGGGACACAGCAGUCAGAGAAACAAGAGCAUCAGACAGAAAAUGGGAGGACAUUUGUUGACACGGGGUCAGAGGGGGAGUGCUGAAGAGUACAUUUCCAGACAAAACAAAUAAUUGCCUAAUUUUCUAUGCGAUAAAAUCAAAUGUCCUUGCAGCUGCAGUGUGUCUGUGAGGGUUUUAAAUGCACUAAAAUAGAUUAAAACAGGCAAG